Silurus meridionalis is the source of this 2537-nucleotide messenger RNA. RefSeq names its product transcriptional adaptor 3 (NGG1 homolog, yeast)-like (gene tada3l). The transcript is spliced from 9 exons. The record is from RefSeq and is a predicted model, not a curated record. Gene Ontology annotation, molecular function: transcription coactivator activity. Lineage: Eukaryota; Metazoa; Chordata; Actinopteri; Siluriformes; Siluridae. The coding region runs from base 254 to 1543 and encodes 429 amino acids. Gene Ontology annotation, cellular component: SAGA complex. Gene Ontology annotation, biological process: regulation of transcription by RNA polymerase II.
UGUUUAUACGGGGGGGGUUAAGCCUAUGUGCUGUCAUUGAUUCUACAUCAAAAACUCAACAUUACAUUUUAAAAAGGGUGCAUCUCUUUUUAUUACAGAAAUUCGAAUAUAUUACUGUCUAUAAAAUCGUGUAAUUUGAAAAAAAACAUUGCGUAUUUUAGUUUUAAUACACCACCGCUCCCCCCCCUCUGAUUUACUGAAUGGUACAGUCGCUAAUGGAGGCCGAUUCUCGGAGCUCUUCAUAACUGAGAAGAUGAGUGAGCUGAAGGACUGCCCGCCUCUCAAAUACUACGACUUCAAGCCCGUGGAGCAUGUGAAAGUGUGUCCUCGCUACACGGCGGUGUUGGGACGCACCGAGGACGAUGGCAUCGGGAUCGAGGAGUUGGACACGCUGCAGCUGGAGCUGGAGACGCUGCUGUCCUCUGCCAGCCGACGUCUCCGAGCCCUGGAGGAACAGAGACAAAUACUUACAGAUUGGCAGGACAAAAAGGGCGACAAAAGGUUCCUAAAGAUGGGCAAAGAAGUCGAUCCGGCCGCAUCUUCUCGACAUCCCAAGCCUAAGAAACCGAAGCUGGAAGGGAAGGCGGGUCAUGGGCCCGGGCCUGGUCCAGGCAGACCCAAAUCCAAAAAUCUGCAACCCAAAGUCCAGGAGUACGAAUUCAGUGAAGAUCCACAGGACAUACCCCGUAACCCCAAAAACGACGCUCCGAACAGAUUCUGGGCUUCAGUGGAGCCCUACUGUGCAGACAUCACCAAUGAAGAGAUCAAAGUUCUUGAAGAACUUCUUAAACCUCCUGAGGACGAAGCCGAGUACUACAAGAUUCCCACUCUAGGGAAGCACUACUCUCAGCGCUGGGCGCAGGAGGACCUGCUGGAAGAGCAGCGAGAAGGAGCGCGAGCCAACGAUAAGAAGAAGAGCAUGCUCGGUCCGCUCUCCGAGAUCGACGCCAAAGACGUAGACGCUUUGCUGAAGAAGUCUGAAUCCCAGCACGAGCCUCCGGAGGACGGCUGCCCGUUCGGUCCCCUCACACAGCGCCUGCUGCAAGCUCUGGUGGAGGAGAAUAUCAUAUCCCCUAUGGAGGAUUCCCCCAUUCCAGACAUUCCAGUGAAGGACGAUGGAGCUGGGACGUCGCCUCGCAGCCAAGGGAAAGCUUUCAGCGUUCCCCACACGCGCUCUCUGGAGGCCCGGAUCAGGGAAGAACUGGUGGCUCAGGGUCUGUUAGACUCCGAGGAGAGACAGGGCACAGGAGGAGACUCGGAGGACGAGGUGCUGGCCGAGCUCCAGAAGAGGCAAGCCGAGCUGAAAGCUCUGAGCGCUCACAACCGGGCACGUAAGCAGGAGCUGCUCCGGUUAGCGCGGGAGGAGAUGAGGAAGCAGGAGCUGCGCCAGUGUGUCCGCGUGGCCGACAACGAGGUGAUGGAGGCUUUCCGGCGCAUCAUGGCGGCCAGGCAAAAGAAACGCACUCCGACAAAGAAAGAAAAGGAUCAAGCGUGGAAGGCUCUGAAAGAGAGGGAGCGAAUCCUCAAACAGCUGGACGGGUAAAGACGAGCGCGACCCGAUGCUGUUCGUGUCGCGUCAGGGCCCGGCUCUCGUCUCAUUUGUUAGAUGUGAUGCAGCACCACCAGUGUACCUCCUACACCCCUCUCAUUUCCACCAGGACCACCAUGAAGGACAAUCCUACGUUCCUACUGGAUUUAUUUUUGAGAAUUAUGAAAUAAAAAUGUGACUCGUAUUUUAUUUUAUUUUAUUUCGGACAAGAUUCGAGGUCGGACUCUUGACAGACAACGUGACUCGUGCUGUUCUUUCCCCUUGAGAUGUUUAUUCUGAGUGUUCACACAGGAAGUCUCACUCAUCUCUUUCUGUUGCUUUUUAACACAAGGACCGGUGUUUUAGGUGUGUAAUGUGAGAGAUGUUGAAGGUGGAAAAUUCUGUGUCGUUAAGAAGGUCAAAUAUUUGAGGAACGAUGCGUGAAACUCACGUUGCGGGGGGGAAACAGCAGCAUCGUCUGAGCGAACGUCCUGAUUCUGAGAUGAAGUUUUAAGCGUGAACUGCAUUUGUUUAAAUGUCUGGUUUGGACGCGUUCUUAAUUCUCCACGUCCCAUUGAGCCACAUGAUGUGCACUAAGAAAUCAGUAAAACACUAUUAUUAUUACCACUGUGUGAAAUCCUGUCAGCAUGACACCACCAGACCACCUGGACCGAUCCUUGUACCGUUUCGGUUUUCAGGUAGGAGGCGCUGUUUCGUUUUCAGGCACAAAGAAGCGCGCUGAUGUUUUUUGCGCUCGUAUCCUGACGUGAUACCGGCGUCUCUUUUUACGAUGUUUGCCUUUUUCCCGUACAUGUCUCACGUGAGCAGCGAGUAAGUGUUACAGUUUUGUGAGCUCACCAGGAAACAAUUGGAGGAGUGAACCAGGAUAUUGUUUACCGAUAUGUGUUUUGUACAAGACGCCAUGAUUUUCGUGAUUAAAUGUUUUCCUUUUCCUCUCCGUGCUUUUUCCACGUAAGCAAGGGGAAAAUAAAGCAGAAGAUGAAUAAGA